AAAGAUAGCCCAUUCCUCUUUCCCUUCCGCUCAAUCUUUCUACUCCUACCAAAAAACUAGCACCACGGCUACUUCCAUCUCCACCUCUCUCGACGCGGCGACGCCUACAUCCACCGCCAUCUGCCUCAUAACGCCACCACCCCCUCGUUCUUUUAGAAUUUUCAAGAAAAAUUUCCCUCUCUCUUUUUCAGAAAAUAAAAAAUAAUUCCAUUCGCUCCCUGAGAUCCCAUUGCGUUGCAUCAACGUCCCAUAUCCUGCCGGAAACCACCGCUUCCCUCCACAAUCACAGGCAAUUUCAAGCAAAAAAAAGAAAAAUUUAGCUACAUGUAACUGGUAAACCUAGUUCAAUUUGUUGUUUACCUUUCCUUUUUUGUGGGGUUGCAUACAUGGCUGCUCCAUCCCCAGCCCUAACCACUGCCAGCUCCGACGCCGUUCACACUUCCGCCACCACCAUCACUGCCACCCUAUCUUCGCACCGUACAGAUGGGCCACCGAAGACACUCCGCGGUCUCAACAAACCCAAGUGUAUUCAGUGCGGCAACGUCGCUCGCUCCAGGUGUCCCUACCAGUCAUGCAAAAGUUGCUGCUCAAAAGCUCAAAAUCCAUGCCAUAUUCAUGUUCUGAAAGCAAAUGCCACUUUUCCAGAGAAGGCACCAGCUUCAAGCUCUUCUUUGUUUGAUCAGCAGUCAACUGAAGUGUCUCCUGCAUCGAGUUCACUAAGAGCUGCAUCACUUAGACAGCUUUCUAACAAUUUUUCUCAAUUCAACAAUUUGCAUGCCUCCCGAUCAAGGAAGCCAUUAACCAGAAAGGAAGCUGCAACUAUAAAUGAAUGGAGGUUUUCCAAGCUAAAGGAGUACAGGGAAAGAAACAUUGAAGUGGAAAAUGAAGCUUUUGACCGGUACAUGCAGAAUAUUAACUUAUUGGAGGAGGUAUUUUCUGUGAAAUCUAUUCUAGAAAGCUCCACGAAAGGAUCUAUAGAGGACACUUCCCCUUCAUCGAAUCCCCGUGAUGCUACUGCAGAAGUUGACACAGAAACGAUGAUGGCAGGGCAGAAUUUGGAGCUCAGGUUUAGUCCUAAAAAAAGUGAGAAUGCUCGAAAAAGGAUACAAGAAAUUGUUGAUGCGGGUUUAAAUAAGCUUCAGAAACAUGAGUCCAAUGAUGGUGCUAAGCUGAAUGGUGAUAAUGAGCUUGAGAAAGGGUCAGAAAAGGCAAAAAGUUUGCGGGCUGACAGGGCUUCAGCUUUAAAUGAUCUUAUUGAGAAAUUGAACAAAGCCCGAAAUGAAGAGGAUCUAACAUCUUGCCUGGAAAUGAAAGCCCAGCUGUACAGUUGCCAUGAUCAAACAGAAGCCAGAGAUGUGGAGAUAUCCAAUGAAGAGAGUGCCGCAAAUAAGGUGGCACCUGCAAAAGAGUUGGAUUAUCUUUCGCAAAAAUUGUUUAGAACAGUGGAAAUUGAUCAGGAAGCUCUCAACAGCAUUGCUGCACAUUUCUCUUCCCUACAAAAAGUAGCAAAUUUAUGAUUGUAGAGUUCAGGUCAAGUUGAACUUGAAUAUUUUGAGUUUAUGCUUGAAUACUGUGAUCCAGCCGCAUUAGUCUCUAGCUUAGAUGCAACCAAUCCAUUGUAGAAUAAUUAUUGUGAAAAUUUCUCUUAGUUUCUUCA
Molecule: messenger RNA, 1657 nt
Organism: Manihot esculenta (cassava)
Lineage: Eukaryota; Viridiplantae; Streptophyta; Magnoliopsida; Malpighiales; Euphorbiaceae
Exons: 5
Coding region: 387-1517 (376 amino acids)
Source: RefSeq, a predicted model, not a curated record